CCUGGAGCGGAGGAAGGGAGUCUUGGUCGAUUUAACCCCCGAAAACACGCCCCUGGUGAGAGGCGCUGGCUGGCGCCUGUGAUCGCGGUGGCCCCCUUCAUGUCCAGCAGUCUUCACCUGCCCAGUGACCAUGAUCGGUACGUGGUGCCUGUCAGUGUUUGUGAGGUUCAACUCCAGCCACGGUUUCCCAGUGGAGGUCGAGCCUACCACCAGCAUCUUCCAGCUCAAGGAGGCGGUUGCUAAGCGACAGGGAGUUCCAGCUGACCAGCUGCGGGUGAUUUUCGCGGGGAAGGAGCUGGGCAACGACUCGGUGGUGCAGAGCUGCGACCUGGACCAGCAGAGCAUCGUCCACAUUGUGCUGAGACCCGGGAGAGAAGGCCAGGAAAUGGCCUCCACUGGCAGGGACCGUCCCUGGAGCACCGUGGGGGCCUUUCGGAGGGAGCCCGAGAGCCUAACUCGCGUGGACUUCAGUGGCUCUGUCCUCCCGACCAACUCGGUGGGUCUGGCCGCCAUUCUGGAUGAAGACAGCAGGAACAGCGCCCCGCCAGGCGGACACGCAGCAGGUAGACCGGCUUACAACAGCUUUUAUGUUUAUUGCAAAGGCCCCUGUCGAAGAGUGCAGCCAGGAAAGCUCAGGGUGCGCUGCGGCACCUGCCAACAAGCCACGCUCACCUUGGCCCAGGGCCCAUCCUGCUGGGACGAUGUCUUAAUCCCCAACCGGAUGAGGGGCGAGUGCCAGUCUCCGGGCUGCCCGGGAACGAGAGCCGAGUUUUUCUUUAAAUGCGGAGCACACCCGACCUCUGACAAAGACACAUCCGUAGCUUUGAACCUGAUCACGACGAACAGCCGGAACAUCACCUGCAUAACAUGUGUGGAUGUCAGGAGUCCCAUCCUGGUGUUCCAGUGCGACUCCCGCCAUGUGAUCUGCCUGGACUGCUUCCACCUCUACUGCGUGACCAGGCUGAACGACCGGCAGUUCAUGCACGACCCGCAGCUCGGCUACUCUCUGCCUUGUGUGGCUGGCUGCCCCAACUCCUUGAUUAAAGAGCUCCAUCACUUCCGGAUUCUUGGAGAGGAGCAGUACAACAGGUACCAGCACUAUGGCGCCGAGGAGUGCGUGCUGCGGAUGGGGGGCGUGCUGUGCCCCCGCCCAGGCUGCGGGGCCGGGCUGCUGCUGGAGCCAGAGCAGAGGGACGUCACCUGCGAAGGAGGCGACGGCCUGGGCUGUGGGCUCGUGUUUUGCCGGGACUGCAGGGAAGCAGCCCACGAAGGCGAAUGCAGCUCGCUGGCCGCCUCAGCAGCAGUGACUCAGGUCUACAGAGUGGACGAGAAGGCGGCCGAGCAAGCUCGGUGGGAGGAGUCCUCCAAAGAGACGAUCAAGCAGACCACCAAGCCCUGCCCCCGCUGCCGGGUGCCCGUGGAGAAGAACGGAGGAUGCAUGCACAUGAAGUGCCCGCAGCCCCAGUGCCAGCUGGACUGGUGCUGGCACUGCGGCUGCGAGUGGAGCCGCACCUGCAUGGGCGACCACUGGUUCGACGUGUAGCCACCGCGGGCGCCGCCAUCGGGCUGGGAGCACGGCCGCCUGCCUGCGUCGGCGACUCUCCCUUUCUCCACAUACGUGCACAUGCACACGCAGGCUCAUGCAAACAGAUGCACACCGCACACAUGUACACACCCACACAUGCACAUGCACACACAUAUAAUAUGUGUGCGUGCCCACAUACAAGUACACAUAUAUACAUUAUGCUCACAUGUGCAGGAGCAUAUGAGCACAUGUGUGUUCGCAUGUGUGCCCACAGGCACCCAAUUCUUUCCAAAAGCACAAAAGCAGCACAGGAGUGGCCCGGCCUCCCUUCCACCGUCCCCAUGGGAACCAGCAGAACUGGCCGUGAGGCCAGCGAGACGCUGUCUCAGCAGCACGCACACCAGAGCACAGAGGAAGUGCCGCCCCUCUCUCGAGAGACUGUCACCCUUGAGUGAACUCAAGGCAGGCUGCAGAACCACAGAGAGCAGUUUCUCAGGUUUAAUUUCCUGCGUUUGACCUUCAGCCCAUGCUGGGAAGCAGCCACUGUGGCGGCGGGAAGCCGUUCUGCGGGUCUGUUUCAGUGCUUCCCCGAGAUCCGUGGCGGUGGACUCUCAGAAUGCUCUUCCCCCCUCUACGGCCGGUGCUCCGCUCUGCAUUCUCACAGGCCAUCGCUUCCCAAGGAACCACCAGCAACGGUCAGGGCCCUGCGUUUGUCCCUUUGCUACCUUUAUCGACGCACUGACGGAAUAGCAACCUUGCAUAAAUCAGCUUGCCAACGAAGUGAGAGGUCACGAGAGUUCAUUUGAAUGUUGCGUGUUUACAUUGCCGGGCAGAAAUCAAAACUUAAUGUACUUUCAUUCGACUUAUUUGCCACUUUCGAAAUUGUUUUUCUGAAAAUAUUACCAAAUCUGUCAUUUGAUUACAAGCGUUCAUUUUGCAGCGUCGAGAAUAAGCUAAUUACAUGUGACUUCGCUGUAAAUCUAGCGGACGAGGCCCCCGGGAAGGAGCGAUUUUAGCGGUGGUUUCGUUGUGAUUCUCAGGGUUAACCAGAGUAGAGUGCUGGCCGUCAGACAGACUCCUCCGGGAGGGUGCGCUCCAGGACCUUCGAAAUGCAGCUGUACGUUCCCGCUCUUUCUGCAAACCCACAGGCCCCCCGCCUGCAGAGCUGGGGGCCCCUCCCAGGGACACCCUCCGCCCCAAGGCAGUGGACCCACACUGGGACAUUUCCUUGUGUUAGCAUGGGCCGGAGCAGAGUGCUGAUCAAGGCUUCUUUCCUUGUUUUCAUGUUUUUCUUCCUUUUUUUUUUUUGAGGCGCUCGCAGCACAUCAAACAGGCAUGUUGAUGCGACGUACAGCCAGCCCUACUUUGUGCAGCUCAGGCCGCACACGCACACCUAUGACCACUGUCUUCUCGGGUGGGUGGUGACGUCACCGAGUGCACGGUGAGUCCACUUGCACGUGGGGUCCCUUUGCAUUCAGGGGCCUGGACAUGAGAAAACCAGCAGCAGGUCUCCUUUCCUGGAAGUGGCUCCAGGAAUCCUGCUGCAGGAGAGAGAGGGGGCGACCUCAGGGCAUGUCCCCGGGACAUCUGCCCGUGUCUCCCCAACCUGGGACAGGAUGGGGAGGAGCCCCCACCCCCAGGCUGCCAGACUCAGUCAGGAAGCCUGCAGGGUGGGCACAGAUAAUGGGGAGCUGAGGUUCGGGAGUGGGAGACAGAGGGAGGCCCCACUAGCCAGUGUUCACACUCAGUUUGAACCCACUCUGGGCCUGACGUGCGUUCCCGACAAUCCCAGUAGACAGCAGCGGCUCCCUGCCCCAGCGGGGCUUGGGGCUUCACAGCCUCCAGGGCCCUGGGUUCCGCGGUGCUGCUGCUGCUGCCGCUGCCGCUGCCGCUGCCGCCUCGGUGCAGACAGGCAGGGUGGGGCAGGCGUGCCUCGGCCACACUCAGGCGUGGUCAGCAUCCCCAGGCCUCUGCUCCUUUCCUGGUGGCUCUUUCUUUUGUUUGGUUUUUUUUUGUUUUUUUUGUUUUAGAAUAGAAAACUGAUUCUUAAAACAUGUUAAAGGGAAGACAGCCACUAUAAGUGAAUGUAAGUCACAAACUACUGUAAAUGAACUUGUCUGAGUGUGAAUGGCAUCUCAAACUGUGAGCAUAGCCAAAGAAUAAAAAUAAACGAUUUGCUGAAGAAUCUCUAUUUUUCUCUGAAACGCAUAAAGCAAUACUUGACAGUUAGGCUUAAGGCUGUAUUUGAAUUGUCAAUAAAAGCAUCAGAAAAGCUUUUGA
Molecule: messenger RNA, 3805 nt
Organism: Artibeus jamaicensis (Jamaican fruit-eating bat)
Lineage: Eukaryota; Metazoa; Chordata; Mammalia; Chiroptera; Phyllostomidae
Gene: PRKN
Product: parkin RBR E3 ubiquitin protein ligase
Exons: 12
Coding region: 131-1543 (470 amino acids)
Biological process (GO): regulation of cellular response to oxidative stress; negative regulation of protein phosphorylation; positive regulation of proteasomal ubiquitin-dependent protein catabolic process
Cellular component (GO): mitochondrion; cytosol; Golgi apparatus
Molecular function (GO): ubiquitin conjugating enzyme binding; zinc ion binding; ubiquitin protein ligase activity
Source: RefSeq, a predicted model, not a curated record